GCGCCGUUCCAGAAGCCCCCGCGCCGUUGGGGUCCUGACGGGCGGUCGAGUCUUCCGCCGCACGUGUUUUCAGAGCGAUGCCUAAAUCUAAGCGAGACAAGAAAGUUUCCUUAACAAAAACUGCCAAGAAAGGCUUGGAACUGAAGCAGAACCUGAUAGAGGAGCUUCGGAAAUGUGUGGAUACAUACAAGUACAUCUUCAUCUUCUCUGUGGCCAACAUGAGGAACAACAAGCUGAAGGACAUCCGGAAUGCCUGGAAGCACAGCGGGAUGUUCUUUGGCAAAAAUAAGGUGAUGAUGGUGGCUUUGGGGCGAAGCCUGUCUGACGAAUACAAAGACAACCUACAUCAGGUCAGCAAGAGGUUGAGAGGUGAAGUUGGGCUCCUCUUUACCCACCGCACAAAGGAGGAGGUGAACGGGUGGUUCACAAAGUAUACAGAAAUGGAUUUUGCUAGAGCUGGGAACAAAGCGACUUUAACCGUGAGCCUGGAUCCAGGGCUCCUGAAGCAGUUCCCUCAUUCCAUGGAGCCACAGCUGAGGCAGCUGGGCCUGCCCACUGCCCUCAAGAAAGGUGUAGUGACCCUGCUAUCUGACUAUGAAGUGUGCAAGGAGGGCGAUGUGUUGACUCCAGAGCAGGCCCGGGUCUUGAAGCUUUUUGGGUAUGAGAUGGCUGAAUUCAAGGUGACCAUCAAAUACAUGUGGGAUGCCGAGUCGGGGAGAUUCCAGCAGAUGGACGGUGAUCUGCCUGAAAGCGUAUCUGCAUCUGAGGGAGAGUCAGAGGAAGAGGAUGAUAGCUGACUCUAGGGUGUGGGACGAAGGACUUCCAGCAAGUUCUUCAUCUCCAUUGGACACCAGGACUGCUGUCACCCCUCUGAAAGGAGCAGCUCUUUAUCUUGACGUGGAUGCGGAAAAGAGAGGAAGCUGGGGUGGGACUUUGUUUCUACAAAGAAUAAAAUCUUGUCCUCAGGUUUUCCCCUGUAGAUAGCAAGAGACUUUUCCUAGUAAAAAGGCUUUCAGCUUUGUGCUUCUGUUUGGGCCUGCACAGCCUGGCCCCUCGACACCACAGCCCUGCAGAUAGCUGCCAGGAACACCCAGGCUCAGGUGUGUUCUAGCCCUUUGUCUGAAGUACAUUGGCUGAGGAGAGUUUUGAGCCCGGGCAACUUCAUCACAUGGGAGGGGAGGUAGAGACUGGUAGGUUAGGAAUUCAAAGUCCACCUGGGCUACCAAAGACCUUGUCUUAGACACUAAAACAAAUAGCUUGAUAGAUAAAUUGGAGUUGAGGGCAUUGGUCACUUGUUAACUUGUAUUGCGUAUCAUAGAUCCUUCAGAUUUGGGGAGAAAAAGGAAAGGGCUGGAACUGGUACCUCCUACCUGUCGUUCACCUAAGUGUUUACCAAAGGUUAGUAACAAUUCAGCAGUUUCUUCUGGUUUUUCUAUUCAAGAAUAUGAAAAUAUAUA
Myodes glareolus (Bank vole) is the source of this 1457-nucleotide messenger RNA. Its product is annotated as mRNA turnover protein 4 homolog. The record is from RefSeq and is a predicted model, not a curated record. NCBI's taxonomy places the organism in Eukaryota, Metazoa, Chordata, Mammalia, Rodentia, Cricetidae. Gene Ontology annotation, cellular component: preribosome, large subunit precursor; nucleolus. Gene Ontology annotation, molecular function: RNA binding. Gene Ontology annotation, biological process: ribosomal large subunit assembly; rRNA processing; nuclear-transcribed mRNA catabolic process.